Glycine soja is the source of this 1110-nucleotide messenger RNA. RefSeq names its product dof zinc finger protein DOF5.7-like. Gene Ontology annotation, biological process: regulation of DNA-templated transcription. The record is from RefSeq and is a predicted model, not a curated record. The transcript has a single exon. Gene Ontology annotation, molecular function: DNA binding; DNA-binding transcription factor activity. NCBI's taxonomy places the organism in Eukaryota, Viridiplantae, Streptophyta, Magnoliopsida, Fabales, Fabaceae. The coding region runs from base 1 to 1110 and encodes 369 amino acids.
AUGGUGCCGCCACCAGAGAACAUGGCAACACCAAAAGACCAAGAUGCCACACAAGGCCGAAAAAUCACCACCACAACAACAAGGCCAGCGCCGGAACAAGGCGUAAAGUGCCCGCGAUGCGACUCAUCCAACACAAAGUUCUGCUACUACAACAACUACAGCCUCACCCAGCCCAGGCACUUCUGCAAGACCUGCAGAAGGUACUGGACCAACGGCGGAGCCUUGCGCAGCGUCCCGAUAGGCGGCGGCUGCAGGAAGAACAAAAGGGCCGUCGUCAAGCCCUCUUCCUCUUCGUCAUCUUCAUCACCAAGACUCUCAACCACCGAAUUCAGCCUUCGCGGCCUCAACGUUCCGCCCUCGGUUGAAUUCAACCUCGGCGCGUUGCCCUUCCCCUCGAGGCUCAACACAAACCACCACAUUCCAACAAUCAUAAACACAGGGUUGUUCAACAACAACCAGUUGUCGCCUUUCCUGGACGUUAAAUCAGCUUUGUUUCAACUUGACGCUCCUCCAGCUGCUCUGUCAAACUCCUUGAUGGGCAUUGCCCCGCCCAGCGCCCAGAACAACAACUUCUGGGCGCUGGGUCGGUCUCAAAGCUCGACACUGUCUGAUCCAUUAAACAGUACAAUGCAGUCCAUGCAGCAAUCUCUGAAUGUUCAUAGCAGCCUUGCUUCUUCAAUUGAGUCACUGAGCUGCGUCAACCGGGACUUGCACCUGAAGAUGCAGCAGCAGCGUUACGCGACAAUGAUGUCCGGUGGGGACACCCACCACAAGGGUGAUGAAAACAGUGGCGUUUCGUUUCCUCAAACGGUUAAUGGGUUCGAGAAUCAAAAACUGGUGAUGAACCCCGUUAUGUUUCAGAAGCCAGUAGAGAGCUUGCCAGCCGGCAGUGCCGUAACAGAAGGCCCAAGUGGGGCUUCAGUUACAACAGUGGCACCACCCACCGAAUGGUUCUUUGGGAAUUCUUCUUUUCCCUCAACAGGUAAUGGUGGUGGCAAUGGCAACAACAACAUUAACAUUAAUAUUAAUGAUGCAAACAACAAUUGGAGUGAUGCCCUUGCUUGGGGGAAUUUUCAGCAGCAGCAACAACAAUACAGUGCUUUGCCCUAG